Molecule: messenger RNA, 741 nt
Organism: Penicillium longicatenatum
Lineage: Eukaryota; Fungi; Ascomycota; Eurotiomycetes; Eurotiales; Aspergillaceae
Exons: 3
Coding region: 1-741 (246 amino acids)
Source: RefSeq, a predicted model, not a curated record
AUGAACGGCAUCUUUCCAGCCGACCUCGCCGUUUACCUUAUUCUCCUCCCAAUCGUCGGUUACAUCUUCAUCAAGCACAAAUGGACCGGAUUGCUACCCUGGUACUAUCUCAGUAUUUUCUGCGUGGCGCGAAUCGUCGGCGGUGCCCUAGGUGUUCAAGACAGUUCUAGUCUCGCUGCCAACAUCAUCCAAAGUGUCGGAAUCUCCCCCUUAAUCCUUGCUGUGGAUGGAUUGGUGCAUGAAGCUCGAGUAUAUCGCUACCCAUCCAAAAACCCGCUGCUCGGCUGGUCCGUUGUCAUCGGCACAACAGGCACCAUGGGGGUUGCCAUGGCCCUCUCCAUCAUUGGAGCACUCGAUAUCUACGAAGGCAAAGCCAAGCCGGAUAGCUAUUCAUUUUGGAAAGCUGGAUCGGCUUUGGUUGUAGUGCUCUGGGCUUUCCAACUGGUUUGGUCUACUAUCUCCAUAUUCCACCGCAAGGAAAUGACUUAUGCCCCGACUUUCCAAGGCAGCACUGCUCUCCUUCAGGGUGCUAUCGUUGCCCUCUUGUUUAUCGGAGUUCGCGUUAUUUAUAAUCUUGUUGCGGUCUGUACGCAGCGAAGAGACCUUAGUCCAGUCAAUGGGUCAAUCGCAGUGCGAGUUGUACUCUUGUUUCUUCCAGAGGUCUUCGCAACACUCACGCUGAUAAUUGUGGGCCUUCGAACAAGGCAUCUCCGGCAACUCAAACAGUCUGCAAGUUACUAA